GACGAUUGUUAAUUUCUUGUUAUAAGUAGAUUAAUAAUAAGUGUUGAUAAUGAUUAAUCUAAUAUAAUAUUCAUACUAUUUUAUUAUUGUUUUUCAUUGGCAAUGAAAAUUACCACCGCGGGCAAAGUGGCGCUAGCGUUUCAUAACAAACAUGGCCGACAUGGGUGUACAUAUUUGAAUCAACGUUCACUUAUGAAGUGACGUUUUGUAUUUAUUAUUAAAUAAUUAUUUAAGUUGUUUUAAAAAAAUGUUGACACUAACACUAGAUACAAUUUAUAAAUUCACUGAUUCGAAUAAUUGUUCGAGAAAUCUUGUAGAAGGUCAGAUUUGUUUAAAUUCUGGUAUGAUUAUAAUGUGUGGUGCUACAAAAGUGGAGAAAGAUCGUUUAGAAUUAUUUUCUUUAUGUUUACAAACGAGUGCGUUAACAAGUGAACCUCAUGAAAUUACAGGCGUCUUAUUAUUACAAGUAGAAAAUAAUCUUGAUAAGGUGACAAUUGAAAAAAUGCAUUGUUCCUGCAAAGCUGGCGCGAGUCAGAAGUGUAAACAUAUUGUCGCAGUUUUGAUAUUUUGCAGUAGGUUAGACAUUCUGAAACUGGAAAAAAUAUCUUCCACCGAAAGGAAAUGUCUUUGGAAAAAACAUAAAGUACCAGUGCUGGAGCAAUUUGAAGCUCAACCAACAAAAAUGUUUUGUCACGUCAACCAAGACAGAUUGCCCAGACUUUCUGAUAAUGAUUUGAAUGAAAUUCGAAAAGAAUUAAUUCACUGUGAUCGAGAAACCGCUGUAGCUAAGCAUUUUUUUAGAAAAAGAAAUGAGAGAGAAGAUCGUCGAAUUCCUCUGCAAAACAUUGAAAACUGUCAAAUUCCGUUGCGAAGUAUUGAAAAUACGUAUGAAUCUUCAAGCCCACCUUCCGAAAAUCAAUAUAUUAAUUUAAUUAUUGAUAAUUCGUUACUCUCAGAAGAUAUAUCGUCGUUAUCAAAUGUUGUUUUCAAGAUGAAGAAUUGUUGUCAAAAUGUUUACAAUUCGAAAAUUGUGUGCAAUGACGUAUUUCAAAAGGAAAUAAAUACAAAGAGAUCAAUAAUUGAAUGGAAAAUUGAAAGAAAAUAUAGAAUUACUGGUAGUAGAUGUUAUAAUAUUUACACGUAUUCGAAAAAUGAUUGGGAAAAUAAGUCUGUAAAAUACUUUUGGCCUACAGAAUUCAAAACUAAAGAGACAAACCACGGAAUUAAAUUCGAAGCAGAAGCUCGAGAAGCUUACAAAAAACAAUGUAAUUUACACGUUGAAGAAUGUGGACUGAUUAUUUGUCAGAGCGAGCCCUGGCUAGCGUAUUCGCCAGACGGUGUUGUUUUCAAUGAUUCUAAAUUAUAUCGGCUUUUAGAAAUUAAAUGCCCGUUCGAGUUAGAAAACACAGAACGAAAAACUUUACUGAAAAAAUGUAAAUAUCUGAAAAAGAACGAAGUCACUUUGAAAGAAAAGCACCAAUAUUAUGGUCAAGUGCAAUUAGGUAUGACCUUAUUAAACUUAAAGCAAUGUGAUUUUGUUAUUUAUUCGAGUAAAUCUAAAACAAUUGAAAUUAUAACUGUUGACUACGAUAAAGAAUUUACAACUAAGUUAUUAAAUACUUUGAAAAAGAACUAUUUUGAAAACAUGUUGCAUUAUAUAUGCUUAAAUUCAAGAGUAUUGUGAUUUUCAUGGAAAUACUUUUUCCUUUCAUGCGUGCAGUAUUACUAUGCCAUUUAAUUAUAAUUAUUGAACCAAAGAAGGAUUAGAAACGAGUAUUUUAAAUGUGUUUUAAUAGACGUAUAUAUUUAUCGACAUUGUUAAAAAUAUUUUUUUAAAAGUCACAAGUUGUUAA
Messenger RNA from Leptopilina heterotoma, 1853 nucleotides. RefSeq lists its product as uncharacterized. Bases 248 to 1684 code for a protein of 478 amino acids. The transcript is spliced from 3 exons. The record is from RefSeq and is a predicted model, not a curated record. Lineage: Eukaryota; Metazoa; Arthropoda; Insecta; Hymenoptera; Figitidae. Gene Ontology annotation, molecular function: zinc ion binding.